Erigeron canadensis is the source of this 2058-nucleotide messenger RNA. RefSeq names its product GPI transamidase component PIG-S. Lineage: Eukaryota; Viridiplantae; Streptophyta; Magnoliopsida; Asterales; Asteraceae. The coding region runs from base 52 to 1794 and encodes 580 amino acids. The transcript is spliced from 13 exons. Gene Ontology annotation, cellular component: GPI-anchor transamidase complex. The record is from RefSeq and is a predicted model, not a curated record. Gene Ontology annotation, biological process: attachment of GPI anchor to protein.
CUUUUUAGCCAGCUGAACAAACACAGAGCUCUGAAGUCUGAAGGUCCAUCAAUGGCAGAAAUCUCUGAAACCAUGUCUACCGAGUCAUCAACUUUCGACACUGAAACCAUGCGAGACACAAAACCUGGCUUAAAACGCCUCAUUCUAACCCUCACCGUUUUCAUUUCCUUCCUCUCAGGUUUGCCAUGGUUACUUAAAUCAGUAGAGAUCUACCGAUCACCGCUUCCGUUUAGCGAUAUUGAUUCGUUAUCGAACGAAAUCGAUAAAAGUCCGUUACUAUUUCCGUGUAAAUUUAAUGUAUUGUUAGUUAAUUUUGAUCACAUUUCACUAGAUGCUAAAAAGCUAGGGUUUCUAGUUGAAAAUCAUAUGUCACAUUUUUCCAGUAGUAGUAGUUCUCUAUGUGGUACUUGUGGAGAUAAUUUUACGGUUUCGGUUAGUUUCGAUGGAUUUGAUCGGAAUGUGAUGAAUGAUGAUGAUGAGGUUUUUGAUGAGUUUUUGAGGAAUGUGUUAGGGAAGGGAAGUAGGGAGUAUAGUGUUGUGGUUGUGGAUCAUGGGGAAGGGGAUAGGGAUCGGGUUAAGGUUAAGAGUGUGGUGGGGAAGUAUCGGCAUGGUUGGAUUGUUGGGAGAUUUGUAGAGAUGGAUCUGGUAGCGGAAAUGGUGGCGGAGAUUUUUGUGAAGGUAUUUGUGAGUGGUGGGAAAGACGAAGAAGGGAGUGUUGAUGGGGAGUUUAUGCCGGUUGGUGCUGAUGGGAGGAUUGUGCUUUCUUUUAAUUUGUUGAAUGCCGAUCCUCGUGAUUGGAUUUAUGAUUGGGAUUUUAAGGAGGUAGAUGAGAAGCUUCUAGCCCCUAUACUUGAAGCCUUAAGCCCUAUAGCGAAUAUAAGUGUAGAAAGUCAGGUUUUGUAUCAUGCUCCGAAAUCUUCGUAUUCUUAUUGGGAUGCUGAACAAGACAGCCACAUCUUCAGCACCAAAGAUCUUCCGUUCUUUGUUAAUUCAAAUGAAUGGCACCUGGAUACUUCCAUUGCAGCUGGUGGACGAUCCAAGAUUUUGCAAUUUGUGGUAUAUAUACCUUCUGCCAAUGAAUGUCCACUCAGGUUACAGUUUCCAAAUGGAGAGCUUUCCGUCACAAAUGGCUUCAUAUCUCCAACAUGGGGUGGUGUUGUAGUUUUGAAUCCUUCUAAAUGCUUGGAAAAUGCAAAUGACGUGCACCCUCUCAGGCGUAAAAUUUCUCCCCAGGAACUCAAUCAGAUUUUUGAAGUUUUUAUGGGUCAGCUUAGACAAUUAUUCGGUCUAAAAUCUAGUGGCUUUUACAAGGGUGCAUCAGGAAUAACUAUUCUUUUAGACAGUGAAAGAGGCUUUACAGAAUGGGAACUAGAUGCAUUGGCUCGGCAACAUGCAUGUUAUAAUCUUCGUCAGUGUGGUACCACCCUUGGAUCGCUUUCAAGAUUGGUUCAGUCACUACCAAGAAUGAUCAUCAAGGAUGAGAUUGGAAAACAGGUCAAAUUUUCUCUUGAGGCUGCCAAAUUAGCUCAGAAAAAUGCCUCACAAGGCAUUUAUGAUGCUUCAGCAGUUUCUUCGAGGCAUGCUAGAUCCUUGGCUGAAGAUGCAUUCUUUCACCCAUCAGUCAUGUCUGUCAGUUACUACUCAUUUGAGCACAUGUUUGCUGUCUACUCGCCCUUCUUUCUGCCACUCUCAUUACAUGUGAUUCUUGCGGUUGUGAGAGAGAUCAAAAGAUACAAACAAGAAAGCCGAAAAUAUGCAGCCUGGAAAGCUGUAGCAAGGCAGCACUCCGAUUAGACUGAAAUUCAAUCAAUGUCUAAUGUACAAACAAGAUGUAGCCAAUUUAGCUGUUGUAUUUCAAGCCUUUUAUUCUUCCACUGCGAAACUAUAAUUUAGCCGUUAGUAAUAUUCUUUAGUAGUUUUAUUAGUUAGCAAAUGUUUUUUCUAUAUAUAUCUUCCUGAUAAUUUGGUAGGUGCUUACUGAUAGGAUACAAUGUGUUAGAUUUUGGUUUUUUGUCUUACACUCUUACCAGUUCAAUCUACAGUUAAUUUCAUAUCGUU